Trichobilharzia regenti is the source of this 2356-nucleotide messenger RNA. The record is from the annotation of a GenBank genome assembly. Lineage: Eukaryota; Metazoa; Platyhelminthes; Trematoda; Strigeidida; Schistosomatidae.
CAUUUUUAUGCUUAUUUCGCUUUUGAUUCAUAAAUUCUGGUUAAUUUCACCAAAGCUAAUGAUUUGACCACGGUUUUGUUGGCUGCACAAUCUGUUGACAUUUACAAGCAUAGUGAAUAAGAUUUAGUAGUGUGAUGAAAUGAAACACUCAGCAUUUUCUAUCCUGUGGAACUUGUUAAAUUUUCAGUACACAAUCGGAUUGCAUUUACAAUGGGGACAUUGUGGAAUAUUUCCAAUCCAUUUCUCAUCUAUUUAGGUAGUUCAGCUGAGGAUUAUAUGUAUUAUGUAUGGGUGAUGUGGAUAUGUUUUCUGAGCUAACCCCCGGAUGAUUUAAUUGCGAAAUUGUCAUUGUCUUUCUAAACAUCAUCAUCAGUGCAUAAUCUUCAAUAUGAAGUGAACUUAUUUGAAUUCUCCAAGAAUGUGAUAUAAUUAUAUCUCCCUACUGACAACCUUUGUCGUGAUUAGCUACUAGUUUAUGCCUUGAGUGAUCAUUUUUAUUGACUUGAAAUUUGGCGCUUUUUGUGAUGUGAUUUAUUCUUUGCAUAUUGGUAAAUCUCAUCUGUAUAUUUGUUAAUUACUGAUUCGUCUGAGUACCAGGUUUCUAGAAAUUCCCUGGCAGUUUUGAUAUUUUUUGCGAAAUGAAAGAAUACAUAUCGUGUAUAUCCACAUCUAGUUUAUGAUCUUGAACUGGGAGUCGAAGAAGGUUGACCAAUAUACUACUUAGUCCAGUUCAUGCAAUUUAUUUUGUCAGUUGUGUUAAUGUUGUCUCCUUUCGCUGUUAGAUGGGCCUUUUGGUCUGCAUAAGAUUUACUAAAUAAGAUCAACUGACCUUAUUUGUGAUAUUUGAAAUGACUAAUUUAAUCUAUGAUUUACCUGAACAACUUCGAACAGUGAAAUUAUGUUCUCCACUGAUUUUUCGAUCACAGUUCAAAGAAUAUUUAAAUGAAUCUCUGAGUAGUACAAAACAAGUACUUAUUGAUCAGUUUAAUGUAAUAAAUACUAAAAGUUGUGAAUUGGAGAAAGCGAAUCAAUUGACGUGUCGUGCUGCAAUUCAUCCAGACAAUUAUUAUUUAAAUCGUUAUGAUGAUAUUUUACCAUAUGAUCAAACGAGAGUUGUUCUACGAAAUACAAAUAAUCAGAAUCUCAUAAGAUUUUCAGAGUUAUCUACAAAUUUAAAUGUUGGUUAUAUUAAUGCUAAUUUUAUAAGAACUAUAGAACCGCCUAUCUCAUCAAAUGACACCAUCCUUCGUGCGAGUAAUCAUUGUGAAUUUAUUGCAACACAAGGUCCAAUUAAAUCGACAAUUAGCGAUUUCUGGUAUAUGAUAUAUACAUUUAAAUGUCCAAUUAUUGUUAUGUUAACAAAGCUUCAGUGCAACAAUCAAACUAUUUGUGAUUUAUAUUGGCCAGAAAAAUUGAAUACUGUUAAACAUUACAAAUCUGCAAACUAUCAAAUGGCAGUCAGUCUGCUUGAAGUCAAUCAAUCCGAUUGUUUUACUAAAAGAAUUUUCAAGGUUUCAUUGUCAAAGAAUCCAGAUGAAUCACACAAUGUUAUCCAUAUACAUUUUACUAAAUGGGAGAAUUUCGGUGUACCAACAACUGAAAAUAUGUGGCAACUUGUCAAAGAAUAUGAUAGUACUUAUCAGUCGAUUGUGAAAAGGUCGAAUGUUUCAUCAAUUGGUCCAACUGUUGUACAUUGUAGUGCUGGAGUUGGUCGAACGGGGACAUUUAUCAGCGUGCUGAUAAUUCAUCGACAUCUUCGAUCAGCAAAUUGUGAAUGGAUCACUCUGGCGAGUGUUGUAUUAAUGUUAAGACUUUGGCGUUGUUGUAUGAUUGAAUUAAAGGAUCAAUACAUAUUCCUUCAUGAAUAUUUUGCCUACAUUUUAAAUAAAGAUGAAUCCCAGUUGAAAAACAAUUGAAUAGCAAAUCCCAUGAUCUGACACAGGAGUCAAACCGCAGUAGCAACAAGAACAACAACACCAACAAAAGAAACGUAUUUCACAGUGUAUACCCUGUAAUAUAUAAAAACAGUUUGUGUCUACCGUGGAGUGGUUUCAGUUUGUAGAAUAUUUCAUUCUAACAUUGACAACAUUGUCGAAUCCAACAUUGUCUACUAAUCGAUAAAAACAUGAUAUUUCAUUUAUAUAAAUUUAUAUGUAAAUAUCUACACAUAUAUUACAUACACAUACAUACGCAAGCACGCACGCACGCACACACGCCCCUCCCCCUACACACACAGACAUGCACACAAGCAGACAAAGUUUUCUUAUUUCCUUAUGUGACUUACAGUGUUGUGAUGUUAUCAUCAAAGUGUAAUGGGAAAAAAAAUAAUAAAUAUACAGAGCUCUAAUUCUUGGCA